Molecule: messenger RNA, 1320 nt
Organism: Paramuricea clavata
Lineage: Eukaryota; Metazoa; Cnidaria; Anthozoa; Malacalcyonacea; Plexauridae
Source: the annotation of a GenBank genome assembly
AUGGAGCAGGAAGUUGAGGGUGCAAGGCACGGAGGAGGCAGUACGGCAACUGUGGAAGUGGCAGAGUCAGAACCAGCUGUGGAAAGUGGCAAAGAUCCAAUUCUUGCUGGAGCUGAAAGUGAAAAGAAAGAAAAAGGGCAUAGAGGGAAGCAUAAAUGUCCAUUCCCAUCCUGUUCUGCCGAAGUAAUUCAUCUUCCGCGGCACAUGAGACAAGUGCAUAGAUGGGACAAACCGAAUAGUGCAGGUGUUGUAAGUGCAUUCAGCCUACGGAAACCCAGAAAAGGCACCGGAAAAUCAACGCGGAAACAUAAAGUUUGCCCUGUAGAUGGCUGCAUGUCUGUUGUGAAAAGAAUUCAUAACCACCUCGUUGACUUCCACGGAAUGAAAAGCGGAAGUAACGUAUAUAAAAGAAGCUUAAAGUCAGCUGUUCAUCACCAAGUGAUUGAUAUUUCUUCUGAGUCGUCAUGUGAGUCAUCUUCAAUCGAUGAAGAAGAACUGCGUUCUUAUAAAGAAAUAAGUAAAGCUCCAAAAAGAAAAGAAAAAAAGAAAGAAGGCGAGAAAGUCAAGAAAGUGAAGCAUGAAAGUAUAUUCAAGAAAGUUUAUUCCUCAGACGAUGAAGAUGACAGUGACUACCCUUCGAUUUUUAGAGGACCGUGCACCGAGAAAGAAAGAGAACAUUCCCAUGAAUUGUCAAAUGCUGAGGAAUCGCCUAUGCCUGAGAGAGACGAAGAAAUGUCAGAAGAGCGGUCCAGUGAAAAACAAGAAACUACUGACCAAUCCUCGAGUGAUGGCAGUUACAUUGAUGACAGUGAGGUAGAGAGUGUCCACUUGAGUUCACCGCUAGAUAUGUUACCAGAUGAACGUGUAUUUAAACAAUUUGAAGAGUGGCUUCAAACUGCUGAUGGGGGUAGAAGAGAAAAACCGAUUGCACAACAGUGCUCUCGGCAAAUUCAAUUGGUGAUACAAUACAUUUGUCCGGAGAAACCAAACCUGAAAGAUAUUCUGGAUAGAAAAACACUCAGGGACAAAUGGCUGCACAAGUUUGAGAAGGAGAGACGUCCUGGCACAGUAAAAUCAUACCUUGGUGCUUUGCGGCAGUUUUAUUCGUUUCUGGAAUGUGAGUCUCCCAUGAAUAUCGAUGCCCCUCCAAAAGCACUAAGUGCAUUAAUUGUGCAGAUGGCGCAGUGGAGCAAAUCUUACCACAAGUUGGUGAAAAAUCGCUUUUGGGAGAAACGUAUGGACGAUUUGGAGAAACUACGCAAACCUGAACAGAUCCAAAAGUUCAUCUUCAUCAUUCAUCAUUCAUCAUUUCUAUUUUAA